Molecule: messenger RNA, 1371 nt
Organism: Tripterygium wilfordii
Lineage: Eukaryota; Viridiplantae; Streptophyta; Magnoliopsida; Celastrales; Celastraceae
Product: 2-oxoglutarate-Fe(II) type oxidoreductase hxnY-like
Exons: 11
Coding region: 65-1066 (333 amino acids)
Source: RefSeq, a predicted model, not a curated record
CUCCUUCCUUCUAUAAAUACGAAACUCGAAUUCCUCGUUUUUGCGCUCUAGAACAUCUGCAAUCAUGGAGAACGAUGGCGCGCCUGAGAAAUCGUCGGUGCUGAACUGUAUCGAUCUCACAAGCUCCGAUAUUCAACACUCUGUUUCUUCGCUCAAACAGGCAUGUUUGGAUUGUGGAUUUUUCUAUGUUGUAAAUCACGGGAUUAGUCAAGAAUUUAUGGACGAGGUUUUCGUCCAGAGCAGGAAGUUUUUCGAAUUGGGCUUGGAAGAGAAAAUGAAGGUUUUGAGGAACCACAAGCAUCGUGGGUAUACUCCGACCCUUGACGAGAUUUUGGAUCCUGACAAUCAAGUCCAUGUAGGAGAUUACAAGGAAGGGUAUUACAUUGGUAUUGAAAAGCCUGAAGGUGAUCCUGAAGCAGACAAGCCAUUUUAUGGGCCUAAUGUAUGGCCUGCAGCUGAUCUUUUGUCUGGAUGGAGGCAAACUAUGGAGAGAUAUCAUGGAGAAGCUUUGGAAGUUGCUAGAAAAGUUGCGAGGAUCAUAGCUCUUGCACUUGAUUUGGAUGUCGAUUUUUUUGAUAAGGCAGAAAUGCUUGGUAACCCUAUUUCGAUCAUGCGCUUAUUGCACUAUGAAGGUAAAGUUUCGGAUCCUGCAAAGGGAUUGUAUGGAGCUGGAGCUCAUUCUGACUAUGGUUUGAUUACCCUAUUGGUUACGGAUGACAUAUAUGGCCUUCAAAUAUGCAAGAAUAAGGAUGCUAAGCCUCAGGUAUGGGAGUAUGUGGCACCUUUAAAAGGAUCGUUUAUAGUGAAUCUUGGUGACAUGCUGGAGCGUUGGAGCAAUGGAAUUUUUAAGUCCACAUUGCACAGAGUUCUAGGAAAUGGUCAAGAGAGAUAUUCUAUUGCGUACUUUGUAGAACCAAGUCAUGAUUGUCUUGUCGAGUGCUUACCAACCUGCAAAUCAGAAGAAAAUCCUGCCAAGUUUCCUCCAAUCAAGUGUGGAGCUUAUUUGAGCCAGCGUUAUACGGACACUCAUGCUGAUCUGAAUGUAUACAACCAAAGCCAAACCUGAGAUUGUUGCACGAACAACUCGUGUUUUCAGGUUAUUUGUUAGGAAAAAGUCUUACAUGGUUUCUCUCUACUCAUUCUAAAUUGCGCUGGCUUGUGUUAGGUAAAGCAUCAAUCCUUGAGAAGUUGUAUCACACACUACACAGUCCAGGUUGUGUACGUUGUGUAGUAAUCAAGUGAAUAAUAUUGACCGGCAAUACGUAUGAACCAAGCAUGGCAAUUUGCCUGUGUCUUAUGUACUCCCAGAAUUCUUCUGUAACAAUGCUUUUGUUUUGGUCUGAAUAAGAGAUUGAACAAUGCUUCUAUAGA